Molecule: messenger RNA, 1197 nt
Organism: Lentinula edodes (shiitake mushroom)
Lineage: Eukaryota; Fungi; Basidiomycota; Agaricomycetes; Agaricales; Omphalotaceae
Exons: 2
Coding region: 1-1197 (398 amino acids)
Source: RefSeq, a predicted model, not a curated record
AUGUCGUCUAUGCGACCUCUUAACCACAGACGCCGCUCUCAAUCUGCUUACGACCCUUUAACUACACCAACAGUCAAUCGGGAUUCUUCAUGGGGUGGGGCGACCAAAAGGGCGUAUCUCACGAGUUUCGGUACUCCAGACAUCACAACUUUCAAAAGAGAUGUAGAAUCCUGGCAUUCAAAGAGGCGGAGAAGGGAUGGCUCUCCUUCUGGGACGAGUUCUGAUGAAGAAGGGAUUUCAAACCUUACAAGAAAUGUCGUCGGACUAUCGCCGAAAUCUCCAUUAUUACCUUCAUCCUCAGUAGAUUUCAACAUUUUUCCUCGUAAAGAUCCACGACAACGUCACUCCAUGUAUAACACCACCACCACAUCCGUCUUGGACCCCAGCAUUCACGCACAAUCUCCUUCUUCUUCUUCCUACUCAGACUUGGCUCGGAUCAGGUCGAAUGCCUUCUGGGAACUCAGGCGAAGUGUCGCCGAAAACGGCGAGGGUUUCGUACGCCGCAUGCGAGAUUAUGAACAGUCUCGCGCCAGAUCAGGCGCAUUCUCCAAAGUGAAAGACGCUCAGAAACGGGGGAGAAAGCGAUCUUCACUCCUUGCGAGAAGAUCACAGACCUUGCGCCGCGAUUCGGAUUCAGAGGAGGAUGACGUUCAAAUAUUCUCAGGAAAUUUAUCAGAGGCGUUUCUUUCUAAAGAAAUCUCUUCUCCUUCAAUGAGCAGAUCACCGAGACAAUCUUCGCUGAAUGAUAUGGAUGAGGAUCCCAGAGACCCUAUACAGAGGCCGGAGCGUUCUCCUUCCUCUUCCUCCUCCUCCUACCACAUUUUCGAAUCUUCGUCGAACUCACCAUAUGUCUUCUCAUCUGAUCUGGCUCAGAUUGCAUCACUUCCUCCUCCUACGCAGCUGGACGUAACGCCCUCAUCGUCAAACUCAGCAUCCUCUACUUCUAGUUCCUCUACAUCUAGCAUUUCUUUCCAGCUUCCUUCAAUUCCUUCUGCCAAUCUCCAUCUGACGGGCGAUAUUUCAUCAUCAUCAACAUCAGCAUAUGCUUCUGCUUCGCGCUCGGAGAAGGCUCUCGCUGCUUUGAGUCUGGCGAUGGCGAACGGGGCCGGUAGCAUUACGGAAGAUUAUGAGGCUCUGCGCGCAUUGCAACCAAUUUUAACCAUGGAUGACGCCCAGAUCGGGGAAAUGUGGCAUUGA